This is a messenger RNA of Solanum dulcamara, 1955 nucleotides long. RefSeq lists its product as uncharacterized. The record is from RefSeq and is a predicted model, not a curated record. The transcript is spliced from 5 exons. Lineage: Eukaryota; Viridiplantae; Streptophyta; Magnoliopsida; Solanales; Solanaceae. The coding region runs from base 19 to 1578 and encodes 519 amino acids.
CCACAUGAACUAUCAUCGAUGAACAAAGAGUUCGACACAUUAGAGGAUCAUCUCCUGCCUGUCAUCCAAGAAGAUGUAUGCUCUAGGAGGCCAGACAUACAGUCUAUUUCAAAUAUUAGAACUGGUCCCAAAGACAUGAUCGAUCGUAGUCUAGUUUUCAAGAGGAAAAACAUCAAUGAUGCAAGACCAAAGAUAAGUAAAACACAGCAACUUUGUAAAAGAAGAGAGUGCAAUUCACAAGAACUCAAGCUUCCGAAAGUAUGGCCGAGGACAAGAGCUUCAACUUGGCAAAGCAAAAUAUCAUCAGAAGACAUGUAUUCUGUGGACAUAGAAGGCAAGAAGAAAACUGGACCUGGACGAGAUUUGAUGGUGUCGAAUUCUACUACUCACUCUUCAAUCACCUCUUAUCCUUUGUAUGAGACAUCUGCUUAUGCUAGGAAACAAGGAGAAACCGGAAAGACUAAAUUCUCUACGAAGACUCCCAUAAGAUCAUCUACAAAGAGUACUAAGUUUGAAAAUCUUAGUUCCUCAAUGGAAAUUCAUCAUUCCUCUCAUAAAACACCUCCUAGUACUACAAAUGCCCUGUCCUUGGAAUCAUCAUUGUCCAUGUCUAGCAUCAAUCGAGCUCACAAAGAUUCAAAUCAUCUUCUUAAUAUGACAUUUGGACCAUCUCAGAACUUUACAGGACCUGUUGCUUCAUUGCCAAGAGAGAAUCCCCAACCAUCCGGUCUUUGUAUGCCAUCACCAAAAUUUGGCUUCUUCGAUGAGGAUAUGUCAGUGGAGAGAACUUUCGAUGGAAAUUCUAAUCCACCACAGAAGCAGGGAAUUUCAGCAAGUAUAGAUAAAGGCAAAACUGCUGAAGCAUCAAUUAAAGUUAAACGAGCUAGAAGUCCGCUAUGCAUUGACAGUGUAAACCAAGAUUCGAUGACAACAAUACGACUUCUAAGUCCAAUCAAGUCCCGAGAUGCUAAAUCGAUGUCUAAGGCAAAAUAUGCUGCCUAUAUAGCAUCCGUUGCUCGAAAAGGUGGCUUUGAUGUACAGUCUAAGUAUCAGACUGAUAAAUCUGAAUCUAUUGAGAUUGCCAGAAAAGUUUGUUCAAUGUUGAGGAAAGUUGUUGCUGCAGAACAUGACAGAAAAAGAGUUGGACUAGUAAAUGGGAUAGUGAAGACUAAGGUAGAAAGAGAGAAGAUGGUUCCGAAAGACGAAAAGGUGAUCAACGUUACAACAACAACUACUCCUCAAUCCCAAACAAGUCAGCGUCCAUUAUAUGAAUCUUCACUGUCUAUGUCGCUCAAUUUAACCCCGUCUCAGGACAAGGGGAUUACUAGCACUUCAAAAUCAAGAAAUCAAGAAAAUGAAGUCAAUGAUUUGAGUAGAUACUUGGAGCUCAUUGAUUUGAAUGAUGGAACAGAAACACAGCUUAAAAAGAGAAAGAGUUUUCCUCAUAUGAGAACUCCAUUGGUUGAGAAAAAAUCUGUUUGCAACAGAAGUGUAGCUCUCUUGAGAUCAGAUAUGGUUAAGGACAAGGAGUCAUCUAAUUUGCUUUCUUCUAAGGGAACAGACAAAGAGAACAACUAAGCACUACACAAAUCUAUGUUGCUCGGACUGUCCAAAAAUAUUAUAGGAUCCUUGUCGGAUCCUCCAAAAAUGCAUUACUUUUAGAGGAUCUGAUACGUAUCCAACGACAUUUUUGAAGAAUCUGAACAACAUAAAUGCAAAUUAUUGAUGGAUACUUAGGUUGUCUGGCAAAUUGUUAGUCCUUUAUGUUAUUGAUAGACAUCAUUUUGUUUUAAUGCAUAAUAUCCUUAAACUCUUUGCAUAUGUUUGAAAGCAGACACUUUGCUUUUGUCACUAGCAUGAGUUGGCCAUUGAUCAACCCAAUGGGGCAAUUGGCAUUCAUUUCUAUUGUUAUCAUAAGUGUCAAAAGCCACAUACUAAGUAUUUUUACAAAAUUG